AUGGCUGCUUUGGACUCCAUUGGCAGCGCCUUCUGCCUCUUCUUCUUCUCCUUCACCGCUCUGUUUUCUCUCUUCUCCGUACUUGUCUUCAUCAUCCGGCUCCGCCCAUGCUGCAACUGCCACGUGUGCCGGAGCUUCCUCACCUCCAGCUGGUCCAAGGACUUCGACAACCUCUGCGAUUGGUACACGCAUCUCCUCAGAAAAUCGCCCACCGGAACCAUCCACCUCCACGUCCUCGGCAACGUCAUCACCGCCGACCCCGAGAACGUGGAGCACAUCCUCAAAACCAAGUUUCACAACUACCCCAAAGGCAAGCCAUUCACCACAAUCCUCGGCGAUCUUCUGGGCCGCGGCAUCUUCAACGUCGACGGCAACGCGUGGUUGUUCCAGCGCAAAAUGGCAAGCCUGGAGCUCGGCAGCGUCUCCGUCCGCUCCUACGCGCUCGAGAUCGUGAGCUCCCAAAUCCAAUCAAGGCUAAUUCCGCUGCUGGCCUCAUUUGCCGAAGACCGAAACAGCGCCGUUGACUUGCAGGACCUCUUUCGGCGGUUUUCGUUCGAUAAUAUUUGUAAAUUCUCCUUCGGGCUGGACCCGGGCUGUCUCCAGCUGUCGCUGCCCAUUUCGGACUUCGCCGUGGCAUUCGACACCGCGUCGAAGCUCUCCGCGGAGCGGGCGAUGACGUCAUCACCGAUCGUGUGGAAGAUCAAGAGAUUCUUCAACAUUGGCUCGGAGAGGCAGCUGAGGGACGCCGUCAAGAUGGUGGACAGCUUGGCCAAGAGCAUGAUCGAGCAGCGCCGCGAAAUGGGUAAUUUUUCGACACAAAAGGAUCUUCUCUCUCGGUUUAUGGCCAACAUUGACGACGAUCAGUAUCUCCGGGACAUUGUCGUGAGCUUUCUGUUGGCGGGUCGGGACACCAUCGCUUCCGGGUUGACCAGUUUGUUUUAUUUGCUCUCUCAGCACCCGGAAGUCAAACGGGCCAUUCUAGAGGAGUCGGAUCGGAUCAUGGGUCGGAGUGGAUCCGGAUCUAGAUCUUGGGUUGCGAGUUUUGAGCAAAUGAGGGAAAUGCCCUACUUGCAUGCGGUGAUUUAUGAGACCAUGAGGCUGUACCCGCCAAUACAAUUCGACUCCAAGUAUUGCCAAGAGGAUGAUGUGCUGCCAGAUGGUACUUUUGUACAGAGUGGGACCAGAGUUACGUACCAUCAGUACGCCAUGGGCAGGAUGGAGCGGGUUUGGGGUUCUGAUUGUCUCGAAUUCAAGCCCGAGAGGUGGCUGAAGAAUGGACUCUUCACGCCCGAGAGCCCCUUUAAUUAUCCGGUUUUCCAAGGCGGGGAGAGGGUUUGCUUGGGCAAGGAAUUGGCGCUCUUGGAAAUGAAAAGUGUCGCGGUGGCGCUUGUUCGGAGGUUUGAUAUUCAGGUUUCCGAACCUGAUCGCACACCGCGGUUCGCCCCUGGCCUCACCGCCACUGUGAGGGGCGGCCUGCCCGUUCGAAUUCAGGAAAGAAAAGGCUGA
This is a messenger RNA of Prunus armeniaca (apricot), 1506 nucleotides long. The record is from the annotation of a GenBank genome assembly. NCBI's taxonomy places the organism in Eukaryota, Viridiplantae, Streptophyta, Magnoliopsida, Rosales, Rosaceae.